Messenger RNA from Rhincodon typus (whale shark), 602 nucleotides. Its product is annotated as somatostatin-2-like. The transcript has 2 exons. Lineage: Eukaryota; Metazoa; Chordata; Chondrichthyes; Orectolobiformes; Rhincodontidae. The record is from RefSeq and is a predicted model, not a curated record. Bases 77 to 397 code for a protein of 106 amino acids. Gene Ontology annotation, molecular function: hormone activity. Gene Ontology annotation, biological process: regulation of cell migration. Gene Ontology annotation, cellular component: extracellular region.
GGGUCGAGGCACAUUGCAAAGAUCUCGAAAAGGCACCACUUCAAUCCAAUUCCAAGCGACUGAGAGAAGAGGCAGCAUGCAGCUACUGGGGUCAGCGAGCUUUGUGUCUAUACUGCUCAUUGUGUCCAGUGUGAAGGCCACAGCACCUUUGGAAGACAGACUGAGUCUUCGGGCAAAUCAGGAGCUGAAUAAAGAAAGGAAAGAGGUUGUUCUCAAGCUGUUAUCUGCACUGCUUGACUCCAGCAGCAAUCAAAUGGGGAUUGAGAACACGUUCCCAGAUCAGGAGGACAUGGAAGAGAUGAAAGUGGAAGACAGGUCCCGCUUCAGUCAGUUACCACAACGAGAGCGGAAGACAUCCUGCAAAAACUUCUUCUGGAAAACCUUCACCUCCUGCUAACGUCAGACGAUGACAUGUCGCUAGGAACUGAUUUAGCACUGUACAUAAGCUGGUGUUGUUUAUUUUCUUUGUUUCUUGGGGGUUACAUUUCUUUCAUGCACAAGAAAAAUUUAAAAAAAAAGCAUGAAUGUGUGUAAUUUUGCUGCAACUUGUAUGUAUUUCUUUUCCAGCAAUGUGGUGCCGCUCGUUCUGUUAGAGCAAUAAA